This is a messenger RNA of Necator americanus (New World hookworm), 783 nucleotides long. RefSeq lists its product as uncharacterized. Gene Ontology annotation, molecular function: protein binding. NCBI's taxonomy places the organism in Eukaryota, Metazoa, Nematoda, Chromadorea, Rhabditida, Ancylostomatidae. The transcript has 8 exons. The coding region runs from base 1 to 783 and encodes 260 amino acids. The record is from RefSeq and is a predicted model, not a curated record.
AUGCAUGGAAUGGGUGUAGUACAGUGGGCAAGAGUUAGGUGUACUAAAGAUAACCAAAGGAAUCCACAAAAGGAACGACGUGAUGAGAUGGGGUUUGACAUGAUCGAACAUGUUCGAAGACAGACUGAACCGUUUACUGUCUUUGAAGGAAUGAGCGGAGAAAUUGUGGUAUCGAAAUCGUGUCAUGACGACUUCUCUUCACCUACACCGUGGAGAAACUUUGAGAUCAUUGUUGAAGACCGGUCUUUCUAUGUGAACCCUGGUUGGCUGGCGGAACUGUCACCGUUUUUUGCUGAAUACUGUUUCGGUGAAGAUGCUCACCGAUCGUUGAUCAUAGAUGACAUCAAACCUUCUGAUAUGCUGGAAUUUUUCCGCUGCAUAUUCUUCUGUCCAAUGCGUAAACCACUUAAUGUUUCCAAUGUGUCUUUGAUUCUACGCGUAGCAUCUCGUUUUGAAAUGAAGCCGGUUGUCGCCAGAUGUGAGCAGUUCGUGUCCCGCACCGCGAAUACACUCGAUCGUGAACGGUUGUUCCAGGUAACGUGCGCAGUUUCUCACUGCGAUCCUAACAGCUCAACGAUGAGUGUGCUGGUUGACAAAUUGGCUUCAAUAAAGGAGGAAGAUCUGUCUCAGAUGCAGUUCUCACAGAUGCCGGGGGAUGUGGUCGCUGAAGUAUACACACAGAAGUUUCGCGAGCGUGAACGGAAGCGCCAGCAGUGGUGUUGCUUGAUGAGUUGGCUGGAAGCGCUGCGAAGGCGAAAACGACGACGUGCGCGUCGAAAUUGA